Molecule: messenger RNA, 1149 nt
Organism: Toxotes jaculatrix (banded archerfish)
Lineage: Eukaryota; Metazoa; Chordata; Actinopteri; Toxotidae
Product: visual system homeobox 2-like
Exons: 5
Coding region: 1-1149 (382 amino acids)
Biological process (GO): regulation of transcription by RNA polymerase II
Cellular component (GO): nucleus
Molecular function (GO): sequence-specific double-stranded DNA binding; DNA-binding transcription factor activity, RNA polymerase II-specific
Source: RefSeq, a predicted model, not a curated record
AUGACAGGGAAGGAGGGAGUCGUGCUUUCAGACACUGAGAAUAAACAGAAAUCACCUUCUGAAACUGGCGUGAACCACGGGGGAUCCCAGCAGCCGCCUCCAGUCUGGAAGAUGGCCCCAACGGUGCACCGGCGCACCGGCUUUGGGAUCCAGGAGCUGCUCGGCCUCAACAAGGAGCCGCCGGCGGCACCGAGGCGGCCGCUGGAGGCUCUACCGCACAGGGCGCACGUCCUGGCAGCAAGGUCGGCCCUCGGUCACGGUGGGCUCGGCGUCGGUAUGGGUUUGCUGGGACCAGAGGGAAUACACUCGUUUUAUACUCAGCCUGCUUUUCUGGAGGUGCUGUCGGAGGCGCAAAAUAUGCACCUGCAGCCGCUGCACAGGGCGGCGCACAUGGACGCGCAGAUGGAUGCACAGCACUCCGCCAGCUCCGACUCGGAUGAUAUGAGCCUCUCCUCCGGGGAUCAGAAAUUCUCAAAAUCAUCUAUGAGUCAGAGCAAGAAAAGAAAGAAACGACGACACAGAACCAUUUUUACUUCCUAUCAGCUGGAGGAGCUGGAGAAAGCUUUUAAUGAAGCUCACUAUCCUGACGUAUACGCCCGAGAAAUGCUCUCCAUGAAGACUGAGCUGCCAGAGGACAGAAUACAGGUGUGGUUUCAGAACCGCAGGGCCAAGUGGAGGAAAAGGGAGAAGUGUUGGGGUCGCAGCAGUGUGAUGGCAGAGUACGGCCUGUACGGAGCCAUGGUCCGUCACUCCAUCCCUCUGCCCGAGUCGAUCCUCAAGUCUGCUAAGGAUGGCAUCACAGACUCUUACGCUCCGUGGUUACUGGGUAUGCACAAGAAGUCAGUUGAAACCACACACAAUUCUCCAGCCAAACCCAGCAGUGCAACCCCAACACCACCGCAGGAGAAACCGGUGGACAAAGUAAUAGAGGAAGAGGAAGAGAAACUGAGGAAAGACAAUAACUCCCCAAUUUCUAGAGAGGAGCUAAGGGAGAACAGUAUUGCUGCACUGCGAGCGAAGGCGCAGGAGCACAGCGCCAAGAUGCUCGGGACAGUUUCAAACAGAACAAACGGUCACGUAACACAAAAAGUGGAAGCUAACGAUCAGAUGACAGUGCAGGAAACGGCAGAGGAGGAGAAGAGAAAGUGA